AUGAUGAAUCAUAGCUACACACAUAUAGAGGAGGCCCCAGAGGCGAAAGAACAAGAUAUCCAAACACCACCACAAUUUCUAAAUAGACGUAGGUCUAGCAACUAUAUUGAUGCGUUAAGUUCAAAGAGAAACGAGGAGAGUGACCCCAUAUCAAUGGAUAUGCAAAAUGCCAGACAUCAGCUUUCCUCUAUAGAGCAAUCAGAUCAUGAUAGUAAGACAAGCAAUUGUAAUAAAGUGGCAGAAGAAGACGAAGUAGACUACAUGAAAAGAAACAAUCAUUCCAGACAACAGGAAAGACCCUUAACUGGCAGAAGAAGAUCUUCAUUUGAGUAUGAAGACUUCAAAAAGAAUAUUUACAACAGAUCAAAGCUAUUCGAAUAA
This is a messenger RNA of Nakaseomyces glabratus, 381 nucleotides long. RefSeq lists its product as uncharacterized. The record is from RefSeq and is a predicted model, not a curated record. NCBI's taxonomy places the organism in Eukaryota, Fungi, Ascomycota, Saccharomycetes, Saccharomycetales, Saccharomycetaceae.